AUGUUAGAAAAAUCCCAAUCAAGAAGAAAACGAGUGCGUGUUUUAUCGUCUUCGAGCGAGUCGGAGCAUGAGUCAAUGCAGCCGCCGCCUGCCCGUCGUGCCCGUCGGUCUACACCAGGAGACCGCCAAAAUGAGAGCUCAGUCGCUUCCAGUUCACGCGCCGCGGUAUUAGAUGAUGAUCUCGUCAGUGUGCUUUAUGCCGAGCGCUCAUCGUCGUCCCUCCGCGACCGCAGCACCGCACGUGCCGCGUCACCCGCCGGCGCAUCCUCGGAGUACAUCGUCACGCCUUCGGCUAGCGUCGAGCCCCACACUGUGUUCACGCCUAUCGAACCUGCGACCGAAAAUGAGUCCCAAGACGUGUUAGAUCUCGACUUAAUGGAGAUCUUGGGAAUGGAUCCCACACAAUGCGAGAGUUAUGGACCAGAAAUCCAGAAGGAUGUUGGCAUACGUUUCGAACAUUAUGUGACCACAGGAUUGGCCAGGGAGCUCAGAAAAGAGUUAGUUGAUAAACAUAAAAUACCUAUCAACUGUAAGCUGGUAGAUGCUCCAGCGCUCAACCCAGAAAUGAAAGCUGCUCUUACAGAAUGGGUUGUCAAAAGAGACAAAGCGAUCGAGAUGCAGCAGAAACUCUUAGCUUGUGCAUUGUCGUCUCUCGGAGAAGCCAUUACAAUGGUGCUUGCUCUUAAAGAUAAACAGCCGGAUUUAUUACGGCUGCUCAUUGACACCGGUCGUAUUAUUUGCGAACGCCAGCAUAACGACUCCCUAACCAGACGUAAUUAUGUUCUUUCAACGCUUAAACAAGACUUAAAACAACAGUUGAAAGCAACAAAAAUUGGUAAUUUGUUAUUUGGAGAUAACCUUCAAGAAACACUCAAAAGUGCAAAAGCCAUUAAUAAAUCUGGCACAGAUUUGAAGGCACCUAAUUUUUCCGCAAGACCGAAGCAAAAUACGAACCCUAAACCAGGGUCGUCAAAAAACUGGAAGUCUUCGAACGAGAACCGCAAGCAGACAGCAGCUCCCAAGAACAGGGAGACGGCGAUGACGCAUACUGUGACGAAGAAUCUUCGCUCCAACUCAUCAAAAACGUCACAGCCGCAGCGGUCACGCAGCAACCGCUACUAAAGCAAUGGACGCAACUUCCAUGCCAAAGUUACCCUGGCAGUCGCAAUUUUGUCCGGGAGGCGUUUGCAAGACGCAACGUGCCUUCCUCUGCG
Molecule: messenger RNA, 1214 nt
Organism: Pectinophora gossypiella (pink bollworm)
Lineage: Eukaryota; Metazoa; Arthropoda; Insecta; Lepidoptera; Gelechiidae
Exons: 3
Coding region: 1-1122 (373 amino acids)
Source: RefSeq, a predicted model, not a curated record